AUGUAUCCGGUCUACAACAACGAAAUGGAGCACUUGGCUCCUGAGUGCUACUCAGACCAGGACCUUGAAGCUGAUAGUGAUGUCCAGCAGGACCUUCAGCCGAUUCAGGCGUGCCGUGCAAUGCGACAUGGCAUGAUUGCUAUGGCAGUAUUUGCUUUGGUUGGCAUCGCUUGCUUAAAUUUCAGCAGCCAGGCUUCUCACUCCGCCUUGAAGGAUGUGCAGGUGAAAGCUGGACUCUACAGCAACGGAGCCUUCAACCAAUUGCCAGAAGCAACAGCGGCGUCUCCGGCACCUGCAGCACCCGCAGCACCCGCAGCAGCCCCUGUGGCGCCCGCAGCGCCGGUGCCUGCUGUUCCUGCUGUUGGUGCUGAACCUGCCUCGAAGCCUGUGGUGCUCAACCCACAGAUUAACAGCGUGAAUGACCUGACGGGUGGAAACGGCGUCAAGGUGAGUGCUGCCUCUUCCAAUCCAAUGGCCCCAGAUGAGAACAUGGCAGAUGGCAAUGAAUGCUGUGACGACGAAGAGAAGUUCGAGAAGCUGUGCUACAAGAAGUUUGGGAGAAAGACACCGAUCUUGCUCGACACGCUGAAUGAGUCGCAGGUGCAAGACAUACUUCGGAAUCUGUCUGAGGAUGAUACCAACUGGUACUUUGUGCCUCUACUUGAAGAAAGUGACACGGAUUUAUCAAGAUAUUCGCCACAGGUGAAGCGGCAGCUGGGAAAACUUGGCUCCUACAUCUAUGGUCCCAGCACGAUCUACAGUGGUCACUGCCCUGCUUAUGGCGAACACGAGAACGCCACCCAACGCCACCACGAAGGCAUGAAAGACAUGAUUGAGUCACGUUUCGGAUGGCUUCUGGACACAGUGCGGAGGAAGCUGGCAGAGGAGGUCUCAGAUCCUGUGGAAUGGAUGUCAUAUCCAUAUAUCAAGAUGCACCGGGGUGAUUCCUUGGACGCUUUGCCCUCCGAGUUUCGAGACUUGGCGCUGAAAGUGGCGCCGCCCCACCGUGACCAGCAAUUCAUGUCCUACGUCCCCAAAGAGCAGCAGCCCUUUGCGCAGACUUUGACCUUCACACUGCCCAUCCAAGUGCCCAGUGGUGGUGCAGGUUUGCGCUGCUUCGAUGCUUUUCUGGACAAGCCCAGCGGGAAGCUGCUCAGCCAACAGGGCCAAGAGCUUCCAAGAACUGGACAAGCAUAUCAGCAGCUCGUGAGCCACUUGCCCUAUGAAGAUGUCGUUUACCUUCCUGGGCGGAUGCUACUUUUCUCCGGGGACCAGCUACACGCAGUAAGUCCAUACAAGAAUCCUAUCUCCUCGGAUCGGCGCAUUGUGCUACAAGGACAUGGGAUCUUCCAGGAAGGAGUCUGGAAGCUCUUUGGAUGA
Durusdinium trenchii is the source of this 1380-nucleotide messenger RNA. Lineage: Eukaryota; Dinophyceae; Suessiales; Symbiodiniaceae. The record is from the annotation of a GenBank genome assembly.